This is a messenger RNA of Guyanagaster necrorhizus, 1270 nucleotides long. RefSeq lists its product as uncharacterized. The record is from RefSeq and is a predicted model, not a curated record. NCBI's taxonomy places the organism in Eukaryota, Fungi, Basidiomycota, Agaricomycetes, Agaricales, Physalacriaceae. The transcript has 3 exons. The coding region runs from base 122 to 841 and encodes 239 amino acids.
GCGGCUAAAGAAUCCAUCACAAUAUAAGAUUCAAGAUAUUUCUGUAUGGGCGUAGGACACUGGUUCGAUCCUCCCCCGUGAGGCCGUAGCCAUUCCCUCUCCCAAAUCUUGUACGGUCACCAUGAACGAAACGAAAUCCUCUGAUCAAAGUACGCCCGUUCAUGACGACGUUUUCUAUUGGGAAAAUGUCGUGUUCCUGGUCGAGAACAUGCUGUUCAACGUUCCGAGAUAUCAUUUCGAGAGCUUUUCUGUAAUCUUCAAAACUAUGUUCGCUCUUCCCCAAGGAGACAGUCUCAAUGUCGAUGGUUCAAGUGACGAGCGUCCUCUUAUCUUACAAGGCGUAACAGCUCAAGAAUUCAGAUCCUUACUGAGCGUGAUGCUUCACCCAGAGCCGCCUGUUUUGACGAAGGAGGCAUGGAUAGCUGUGUUGAAGCUGUCGAACAUGUGGCGACUGGUCAAUAUCAGGAACAUAGCCAUCCGGCAAAUGAGCGAGAAAGAGAUCUCAUUCGUCGACAAAAUCAUCUGGGGCAGAGACUAUAAGGUGGUUGACUGGAUGAUGACGGGAUAUGGUGGUCUUAUCGACCGUGGAGAUGUACUGUCAUUGGAUGAAGGCAUGCGAAUCGGAGUGCAAGGCGUUAUAGGAAUAUGGCGUUCUCAAGAUAUCUCCCGUAGAAAUGCCGGUCGUUAUCGGCGCGAUACGAGGGGUAUCGUUCUUGAAAUAUUUGCAGAAGAAAUCGGAGACGUCCAAAGGGAGGAGGCGGAAUACAAUUUGGCGGAAUCACGAGCACCAUCUCGCGCUAGUAGAGAACCGUCGGAACCUGGAACAAUGCUGGGUUGGUGAGGGUACGUAGUAGUAGUCGUCGUAGUCGCACUGGCAAACGAUCCAUAACAAGAAACUUACAGCCAAUGUUUUCCGAGUCCGCGUCAUUGUUACCAAGCCUUAGUAGGACUCUGGGCUCAACGGCUCAUUGUCUCACCUGCCAUCCGCGACAUGAAUAAAGGUAGAUAACCAACAACACAUGUCACCUUUCUUCAUUGCCUAGCUUAUUCUACUCCUUGCUUCAAGCUUGUCGCCGCGUUCCGAUGUUCUGGUCGGGAUAUAGAUGUGCACGUACUGAUUUUCCUGUGUAGUAUCACUACUAAUAUUCAUUGAUACCAACGGAGACAAUCAAUCCAGUAUCCAGAACAAAAUUCCAGUAGUUACGAAAUCCCCGGAGCCGACUCGCUGAACAACACCUCUCUCUGAAAUUUCGCACGGUCAACCGUCACC